CGGGACUGUCCUACUUGAAACUGAACAUGACGUUCCCGCAGUAAGCCACGCCUAUCUUUUUCUUUCAAAUAUAACAUUGUUUAGGUUUGGUAGUUUUUCAUAAAAAUGUCGCGUUUUAUGAACGCGUGCGCUCUUUCGUUUAAAGUCCUCAUUCUCCCGUUGUACAUCGCGGAGCAUGUCGGACUUUUGUCUUUCUUCAAACGCGUAUUUCCUAUGAUUCAAUAUAAAGCCACGGACUGGUACAAUAACAAGAUGAAUGACAAGAAACGGGAACUAUUUCGAAACCUGGAGCGAUUUCAGCCCCCCGAAGGCUCUCUGCGCAUUCUGGAGGUGGGCUGUGGAUCAGGGGCGAACUUUGAGCACUACCCGACGGGCUCCAAGAUCACCUGCACUGACCCUAACCCGCAUUUCAAGAAAUACCUGGAGAAAAGUAUGGAGAAAAACGAGCACCUGGAGUACGACAACUUCAUAGUGGCGUCGGGGGAGAAUCUGCAGGCAGUGGAGGACAGCUCGGUGGAUGCUGUGGUUUGCACUCUGGUUCUGUGCUCGGUCAAAGACACCAACAAAGUUCUGCAAGAGUCAAAGAGGGUCCUGAGACCUGGAGGAGCACUUUUCUUUCUUGAGCACGUGGUGUCAGACCCUUCAACCUGGGCUUACUUUUUUCAGCAUGUCCUUGAGCCAUUAUGGUACUUCUUUGGCGAUGGCUGUGAAGUAACCCGUGCUACAUGGAAGCACAUUGAGGCCGCUGGAUUUUCAGAUGUAAAGUUACACCACAUUCAAGCUCCUCUGUUUUUCAUGCUCAAACCACACAUCGUUGGUUAUGCAGUCAAGUAAUGAAUAUGAAUUUUGCCAGAUCAGGUCUGAUUUAUUUUACCAUUCACUAAUAAUGUGUUUUUAUGAAAGAGCAAUUUGUAAUACACCAUAAAGUUUACAGUGCACAUUAGUGAUUACUUAAUCUCAAGAUAAGAUUGCAAUGUAGAUUUAAUGUAACUGCAUCUUUUUGCACAAGUAUUACUAUUUUGUCUGCAAAACACAUCACUAUCAAGAUGAUACAAAAUACAUAUAGGUAAAUUAACAACAUACUCGUAUACUAAUAUCUAUAUAGUAUGUUGUUGAUUUACCGAUAUGUAUUUUGUAUCAUCUUUAUUGUGACGUGUUUUGUAGACAAACGUGUGAUUAUAUAUAUAUAUAUAUAUAUAUAUAUAUUUACUGCCCUCUUGUGGUUAGGAGCCAGUAAUUCAAGUAAAUAUUCAUGAACAUGAUAAUAAUUAUUAUAAUUAACCUAAUAUGUUGCCUUCAUACUUCUGUACUUGCUAUAGGUAGUUAAAAUCUAUUUAAAUUUAAAUAUGCCUGGAAAAUAUAUAUAUAUAUAUAUAUAUUUAGUAUUACCUGAUAUUUUUUAUGGCUGAACCUGUUAUACACCUUGAUUGCAAACCUGAUACGUUUUGUUAAAAUGUAAGCAAAAUAAAUCUCUUUUAGGAUAAUUCACGAAUUCCAUCCUGAAACACAUUCUUUUCUGUGUUUUUAGAAAAGACACUGAUGUUAAUUGCUCUUUUUUGGACCUUGGACUUGAAAAACAUGUCACACAUUUUCUGGCAUUGUAGCUAUAUGAGCGUGGGGGAGGGGGUCACUUAGAAGUUUUAGCAUUUGAACUUUUCAUUUAUAUAUAUAUAUAUAUAUAUAUAUAUAUAUAUAUAUAUUUAGUAUUACCUGAUAUUUUUUAUGGCUGAACCUGUUAUACACCUUGAUUGCAAACCUGAUACGUUUUGUUAAAAUGUAAGCAAAAUAAAUCUCUUUUAGGAUAA
This is a messenger RNA of Danio rerio (zebrafish), 1805 nucleotides long. The record is from RefSeq and is a predicted model, not a curated record. NCBI's taxonomy places the organism in Eukaryota, Metazoa, Chordata, Actinopteri, Cypriniformes, Danionidae.